Molecule: messenger RNA, 1480 nt
Organism: Anopheles nili
Lineage: Eukaryota; Metazoa; Arthropoda; Insecta; Diptera; Culicidae
Exons: 2
Coding region: 1-1479 (492 amino acids)
Source: RefSeq, a predicted model, not a curated record
AUGUGCGAGUCGGUGCAUUGCAUUCAGAUAAGCAACGUAGAAAAUGGUGAAACAUUUCAGCACUCAGUUGUUUUGCUCAAAGGUGUACUUUCUAAUCCAUGUAGCAGUGGGCGGUUACGUGUAGUAUCCACGGAUGGACGACCCGUAACAUACUCGGUCGCGUUUGAGAAUUGCAGCGGUAAGCUUGGAGCAAAGCAGGAAACAAAUCAAUAUUUCCGCAUUUUGCUCAGAUUAUCGGCAGGGGAAAAUGGCUACGAAGUGGAGUACUGUAGUACCAAGAAGCAUCUCCGUUUGGUCUACACUGUACCAAUCAGUCUGCACACCGUACUCCCGUUGUACAUCAUCUGCAACGGGCACGAUGGUCGCUAUCAAUCCGACGAAAGUGAUACCGAAUGCGAUAGCGAAAGUGCUUGUCGAAAAAUAACGCUCGCCAUCGAGCUGUUGCAGUGCCUGUACGCCGAAAAGCUGUACGAGAAUGGGUUCGGUCGCAAAACGUUUACGCUCGAAGCAUCCUGCGUCCCGUUCCGCAGCCAGCUGGCCUACGAGCGGUCGGGUGGCAUGGCAGAAGGAGAACUAUGGCAACAUUUUGCAACCGAGCUCGUUCAAUCGCAACACUACGAUAUGGAACGGGUAAAGGUAGUGGCGUUCCUCAGCAGCACGCACUUUGCCGGCAUUUCCGAUGGGGACUACUCGUACGAAAACAUCCGCAAGAAAACAACCGGUCAUGCUGCGUUGGGCGGUGGAGGGUUAGCACUUUUUGGAACCGGUUGUCUCUACACAUGGCCUUCGUCGCUUGAAGCGGUGUGUGCUGCAUUUUUAAACCAACAGCCGAUCGAUUGUGCCAAACUGCUGGACGACAGUAACUACAGACGAACGUAUGGUGGUUGCUUUGCCACAACGCUCGGCUCGGUGUGCCAUGAAAUGGGCCACACUUUUGAUCUUGGCCACACACCGGACGGUUCUAUCAUGGGUGACGGAUUCGAUGACAUCGAUAAAGUGUUUGUCGGAACUCACGAUCGUCCCAGUAAUGGCAGCACUGGCCCGAAGCGCGUGAUUGAGACGAAACCACACGGCCCAGCAGGCAAGCUUACCCAGCUUAGACGUCCCGGGGAUGUGUUUCGGCAGCGUUUGGAAGCCAAACAGAACGAUUACGUAUUUUUUGCACCCAUUAGUGCGCUGACGUUGUGUUAUCAUCGCUGGUUCAACCAACUCGAGCGUCACGUUUGCGGGUCAAUGCGGUUUGAUAGCACUACGAGGACAGUCGUAUGCAGCAAUACUACGCUCGUUUUAGUGGAACUUAGGCAAACCGUGAAUGGCAUGAUGCAGAGGUGCUGGACGUUUAAUCAGCUAAACGAGCUCAAAGCUACUUUCACGCUUCCUAAGCUGCCCAAUCUCUCGGACCAAACGUUAUUUGUGAUGGAUACGAUUGGUAACGUACUGAAAGUGAACUUGAGUAGUGAGAAUUUCGCACAAAUUUGAU